AUGACGGCCAUAAAAGGUGAAUUGAAAGACCGACAGGGAUUGGCUGUUUCCGGAGCACUCGCAUUGGCCUUGGAAGAGAUUAAUAAUGAUACAAUGUUGCUACCCGACGUGGAGCUGAUGCUGCGAUGGAAUGAUACUCGGGGAGAGACGGUUGCUGCCACGAGAUUCAUAACGGAUAUGGUUUGCGAAGGAGUAUCAGCGUUUUUCGGUCCCGAACAUUCAUGUCUUGUUGAAGCCAUUGUUGCACAAUCUCGAAACAUUCCGAUGAUCAGCUACAAAUGCCUGGACGAUGCGGCGUCGAGCGUUCCAACAUUCGCAAGAACCGAACCGCAAAAUCAUCAGGUUACAAAAUCGAUCAUUUCCCUGCUUAAAUACUACAGCUGGAGAAAAUUUUCGGUCAUCUACGAGGAGAAAUGGGAGACGGUGGCCAAAUCCUUGCAUUCGCAAGCCAAAACAAACAAUUUGACCGUUAAUCACAUGAGAAAAGUCGUCGAUCGGCAUAAAUGUUGCGAAGAAAAACUCGCGUGUUGUCAUUCCGGUUACUGGUACCAAGUCAUACAGGAAACGAAAAAUAGAACUCGGAUUUACGUUUUCCUCGGUACUCCGAUGGCUCUCAUAGACAUGAUGAUGACGAUGCAAGCUCUUCAACUAUUCGACGAAGGUGAAUACAUGGUCAUUUACGUCGACAUGAUGACGUAUUCGGUACGAGAAGCUCAAAAAUAUUUAUGGAAACCGGAAGUAUUUGAUAAGUUCACAUCGUGUGACGAACAAAAAGACUUUUUACAAAGGGGAAGAUCACUUUUGGUCGUCGUAUCAUCUCCUCCCACGUACGAAUACGAAGAUUUCACGCAAAAAGUGCGAGAGUACAACUCGAGAGAACCAUUUAAUUUCGUCACGCCGAAACUAUUCGAAACGAAUCAAUAUCAAAAGUUUGUAUCUAUUUACGCGGCGUAUUUAUACGAUGCCGUUAAACUUUACGCUCGAGCUUUAGACUAUUUGAUUCGUCAGCAAGGUGAUAACAUAACCGAAGCUCUUAUCGAUGAUAUUGCGAGUAACGGAACAAACAUAAUACAAACGAUAAUUAAAAAUAAAACAUACGAAAGUAUAACCGGAGCAACAAUCAAGUUGGAUCCGAAUGGAGAUUCGGAAGGGAAUUUUUCCGUUUUGGCAUUAAAACCCCACAAGUUAGAUGUGAAAAAUUUUUCGUGUGAUUAUCACAUGGUUCCAGUUGGUCAGUUCCAACAAAGUGAUUAUCCAGAGUACAAAUUAAAUUCCCCAAGUUUGACACCUGAUUGGCCGAGCGGUAGAAAACCAGACGACGAACCUUCUUGCGGUUUCGACAACGAACUUUGUGCAAAAGAUGACACGCAUCAAAGUAGCAUAGUUGCGGCUGGAACUUUGGGCGUAUUAUUAUUUUGCGCGGCCGUCGUGACCGUAUCGAUAUAUCGAAAAUGGAAAAUUGAACAAGAAAUAGAGGGUCUCCUUUGGAAAAUCGAUCCUCAAGAUCUCCACGGGUAUUUUAGCACGGACGUCACGGGUUCUCCUAGUAAACUGAGCGUCGUGAGUGCCACAUCGUACGAAUCCAGGUGUGGUCCCCAAGUAUUCGCAGUUACCGGACAAUUCAAAGGAGUCGUCGUUCGAAUAAAAGAAUUGAAAUUUUCUAAAAAAAAAGAUAUUUCAAGAGAUGUGAUGAAAGAAAUGAGAUUGUUGAGAGAUUUACGACACGACAACAUAAAUUCUUUUAUUGGCGCUUGCGUCGAAUCGUUCAGAGUUCUUAUUGUUACCGAUUAUUGCGCCAAAGGAAGCCUUUACGAUAUCGUCGAAAACGAAGACAUAAAAUUAGAUAUAAUGUUUAUAGCAUCAUUGGUCCAUGAUCUCAUAAAAGCAAUGAUGUUCAUUCACAGUUCGGCACUUGUCUGUCAUGGAAAUUUAAAAUCGUCGAAUUGUGUCGUCACUUCCCGUUGGGUUUUACAAGUAACGGAUUUCGGUUUGCACGAAUUGAGACACUGCGCGGAAAAUGAUUCGAUCGGAGAACAUCAGUAUUACAGGAAUAUGUUCUGGAAAGCUCCGGAACUAUUACGAGAAUCGUGUUCUCCUAUAAAAGGCUCACAAAAAGGUGACAUAUACGCUUUUGCAAUUAUACUUUAUGAAAUAAUUGGAAGAAAAGGUCCUUUCGGAGGAUGUAGGUACGAACCUAAAGAAAUAAUAGAAUUGGUAAAAGCGUAUCCCGCAAAGGGAAGCGAACCAUUCCGACCGGAUUUAGAUUUGCUUAGAGUUUCAGAAGUCGGAUGUCCAGAAUAUGUUGCCAGUUGCAUCGAAGACUGUUGGUCAGAAGUACCGGAAAUGCGUCCCGAUUUUUCCGUUAUUCGUACCAGGCUUAAAAAAAUGAAAGAUGGAAUGAAACGAAAUAUCAUGGACCAAAUGAUGGAAAUGAUGGAAAAAUAUGCCAACAAUCUUGAAGAUUUAGUCACGGAAAGAACGAGAUUGUUAUUUGAAGAAAAACAAAAAACGGAAGAUCUAUUGAAUCGAAUGUUGCCGGCGCCUGUUGCCGAAAGACUGACGAAAGGCAUCGGCGUCGAACCCGAAUCAUUCGAUCAGGUGACCAUUUAUUUUAGUGACAUUGUUGGAUUCACCGCCAUGUCAGCUGAAAGUACACCGCUUCAGGUGGUUAAUUUCCUUAACGAUCUUUACACUCUCUUCGAUCGAAUAAUAAAAGGUUACGACGUGUAUAAAGUGGAAACGAUAGGCGAUGCUUACAUGGUCGUAUCCGGUUUGCCUCUUAAAAAUGGAGACCGUCAUGCAGGUGAAAUAGCAUCCAUGUCUUUGGAAUUAUUGGAAGCCGUUAAAAAUCAUAAGAUUGCUCACAGGCCGCAAGACACGUUAAAAUUAAGAAUCGGAAUUCACACGGGACCGGUUGUGGCCGGAGUUGUGGGACUCACAAUGCCUCGGUACUGUUUAUUCGGUGAUACAGUUAACACAGCUUCCAGAAUGGAGUCGAAUGGAGAAGCUCUUAAAAUUCAUAUUUCUCUUCAUUACUUAGUGGAAAACAGGGGUUUAGUUUACAUGAAAGGCAAAGGUGAAGUCAAUACUUUUUGGCUUGUCGGAGCCACAGCGAAAGCCAUACAAAAACGCGAAGUCGAUUUAGCCGAACUUCCUCCUCUUUUUUGCCGGCCGAGAAAAUCCCCGAAUUUGAAUUCUCGUCAGGCGUCCAUAUGCGGAGGAUUCGGUAUGAGCAGUCGAAGGCAGUCGAACGUUCCGAGAGGAGCAAGCACGGAAGUCGACACGUCGUCGUCCAUAAAUCUUCCUCUGGCGGAUCCUUCGACGCGAAUCACGGCAAAAGAAUCCCACCGAUCUUCUCAAUACGCGUCCGAUCCUUGCUCGUCGAAAUUAACACUCGACGUGGGAGCCUUGGAAAAUUUUGACGUACCCUCCGACCCGUUGAUGCUACCCGUCAAUUACUCCAAUUCGUAUUUGAAAUGUUCUAAAUCGUUGGACGUGUUUCCGAGCAGGAAAAAAUUAGAUCCGAAUGCGACGUCGUCGUCGUCGUCGACGACAACAUUGAAAAUUCCAAAUCAAUCUCGUUCACUUGAAAACUGUACAAAGCAAAUAUAUUUACCUCUAGUCAAUAAUAAUAUACCAAAUGGAAACCUCAGCGGAGGCGAAGACAGUCGAGAGGACGUGGACGCGCCAUUGCUACCCUCGUCGGACGAAGUCCGAAUCGUGCGAAACAGGAAACGUCCCGCGUCGGACAAGUUUCCGGAAACGAUGCCGAAAAGGUGGCAUUCAUUGGAAGAAGUUCUCGAACCGUGUCCGGAACCUUCGCCGAGCGGUAAUAAAUCCUCGAAAACGAGGAGUUCUAUCAGGUGGCUGGUAGGAAUAAGGUGGCACGAAAAUGGUCUCCGCACGAGCAACGCAUCCCUUAGGAAAGCUUUCAGGGCUUACGGUGACGCCCAAGCAGACAGACAAAGUAUUGUGUAA
Molecule: messenger RNA, 3978 nt
Organism: Pediculus humanus corporis (human body louse)
Lineage: Eukaryota; Metazoa; Arthropoda; Insecta; Psocodea; Pediculidae
Product: Guanylate cyclase 32E precursor, putative
Exons: 17
Coding region: 1-3978 (1325 amino acids)
Biological process (GO): receptor guanylyl cyclase signaling pathway; cGMP biosynthetic process; intracellular signal transduction
Molecular function (GO): ATP binding; protein kinase activity; guanylate cyclase activity
Source: RefSeq, a predicted model, not a curated record